UGAGCAAAGUUAAUUCACCCUCACACAUACUCUCUCUCUCCUCCUCCUUCUCCUCCUUUCCCGCUUCAGCAUAUGGUGAGGACGGUGUCACCGCACCAAACAAGUCGCGCAGCCCAGCGCCGGGACGUCCGCGGGGAGCCGGGGGGUGCGGGGGAGGCAGGAGGCCCGGGGGAUGCCGCCGCCCUGAGCUGCGACAGCGCCGUCGGAGGCCGAGGGACGGGGCGGCCCCGCCGACUUGCAAUCCAGCCAUCAUCUGAAGAUCGUCCUCAAAUUCAUGUAUUACCUAGAGAUGAGGAUGGAAACACAGCCUAGGAAAUCAGCCUUUCCUCAUCUGUGUAUGAAGAACUGAAGUGUCUGUGUUUUGUUGUUUUCUUUUUUGAAUACAGUUCAGGGGAAGCUGUCAACAUGAAUGCUGCUGACAACGGGGUCAGUAGUCUCUGUGCAAUAUGUGGAGACCGAGCAACCGGAAAACAUUAUGGUGCUUCCAGCUGUGAUGGAUGCAAGGGAUUUUUUAGACGUAGCAUAAGGAAAAACCACGUCUAUUCAUGCAGAUUCAACCGACAAUGUAUUGUUGACAAGGACAAAAGGAAUCAAUGCAGAUAUUGUCGUUUAAAAAAGUGUUUUCGAGCAGGAAUGAAAAAGGAAGCUGUACAAAAUGAACGGGACAGGAUAAGUACAAGAAGAAACACUUUUGAUGGCUGCAACAGUCCCUCUAUCAGCACAUUGUCACAAGCUGAGACACUUUCUCGUCAGAUCUCAAUCUCCAGUCCYGGUGCUAGCACUGAUAUAAAUGUUAAGAAAAUUGCUGGUGUUAGUGAUGUCUGUGAAUCUAUGAAGCAACAACUUUUGGUCCUGGUGGAAUGGGCUAAAUAUAUUCCAGGCUUCUGUGAAUUACCACUGGAUGACCAGGUUGCCCUGCUAAGAGCUCAUGCUGGGGAGCAUCUGUUGCUUGGAGCAGCAAAACGGUCCAUGGCAUAUAAGGACAUUUUACUUUUAGGCAACAAUUACAUAAUUCAUCGCAACAGCAAUGAAGUGGAGAUCUGCCGAGUGGCGAAUCGGAUUCUGGAUGAAUUAGUUCGUCCCUUCCAGGAAAUUCAAAUAGAUGACAAUGAAUAUGCUUGCUUGAAAGCAAUUGUGUUUUUUGAUCCAGAUGCAAAAGGCUUGAGUAAUCCAUUGAAGAUUAAGAAUAUGCGAUUCCAAGUCCAAAUAAGUUUAGAGGAUUAUAUUAAUGACCGUCAGUACGACUCCAGAGGAAGAUUUGGAGAACUUCUUCUUUUACUGCCUACACUCCAAAGCAUUACUUGGCAAAUGAUUGAGCAGAUACAAUUGGUUAAACUAUUUGGAAUUGUUAAAAUUGACAGUUUGCUUCAGGAAAUGUUAUUGGGAGGUACUUCUAAUGAUGCCAAUCAUCUGCAUCAUCCGAUGCAUCCUCACUUAGCCCAAGAUCCAUUAACUGGCCAAACUGUCCUCAUAAGUUCAAUGUCUGCUCCUGUACAUACGGAACAGAUCCCAACUCCAGAAACUCCAUUACCUUCCCCUCCACAAGGCUCUGGGCAAGAAUACAAAAUGUCUGCAAAUCAGGCUUCAGUCAUUGCACAGCAAUCUAUUUUGAAACAAAAACCAUUGUGAUAAUAUUUCUGUCUCUGUCUUUUUCUUCCUUCCCUUCCUUCCCUUCCCUUCCCUUCCCUUCCCUUCCCUUCCUUCCCUUCCUUUUCAUGCACUAGAUAGACUGGUAGAACACUUGCACAUUAAAAAUCUCAGGUUGAUAAAGGAAAUUAUUUCCUCAGCAGCCACUACUGUGGGUGUUCCUUAAAACACCUCAUGAUUUGGAAAGUAAUACYGUUCUGACUGCUGUAUACAACUGUUAACUAUGGAUGCUGCAGUCUGACACAUAUGUAUAGAGGUUGAUAUUAUUUUUAGAUCUUAUAACUGCACAGAUUCAUGUUUUUAUUUCCUGUUUUAGUUGUUGUCUUAAUAUUAUUGUUUUCCAUGUGUAUAUAAUUUUUUCAUUGUAGUGGAACUGGUUAGUGCUUGUUUAGCUGUGAAUUGUAGACAUGAAAUAGUGGGUUAACCAGGCAAAAGCCAAGAUUCCACUAAUAGUAGGCUACUGAAAAAGCACAUGAAUUGAAAAAAAUAAAAGGAAAACCUACUUAAUGGACAGAAGAACCCAACUAUUUUAAAAAAUCCUGAUUUGAAAGGACCAUCUCUUUCAAGAUUUUAAAUUUCAACAAAAACAUUGAAUCCUCCCUGCUGAACUGUGUGAAGCAGAAGGCCUCUCUGUGUCAAUAUGCUUGAGGACUUUUUAAAAUCUAUGUAUUCAAUAAUGUCUGUAUUAGUCAAUUGACCAGUGCUGAAGCAGUUAGAACAAUGACUGGCAGGCUUUUGGUCAGGACUAACUGGUACUUUCCCAAAAAAUUUCUGGGCAUAAUUUGGGAAUUAGACCAAUCUAGGAAUACUUUUGACCAGGUUCUUUGAAUACAGUCCUUCUCUUUGGGAGCAAAGAGAAGGACCCACAAAGAUUGCCAAGUUCCACUCCUGGCCUUGCACAGCACCAUCCCCUAGAGUCACACCAUGUACCUGACAGCAUUGUCCAAACACAUCUUGAGCUCUGUCAGGCUUAGUGCUGUGACCACUUCCCUGGGGAGCUGUUCCAGUGCCCAAACACCCUCAGGGCAAAGAACCUUUUCUGAUGUCCAACCUAAACCUCUGACACAGCUUCAGGCCAUUCCCUUGGGUCCUUUCACUGGUCACCUCAGAGAAGAGAUCAGUGUCUGCCCCUCCUCUUGCCUUCACAAGGAAGUUGUUGACUGCAAUGAGGUCUAAUUAGGACCAUGCCCUUUGAGUAUAGGGCAUGGAGUAUAGAUUUUGUGAUGUUCAGUUUACUAGGGUAAGAGUAGACAAUGUGGGUUUUUUUGUCUAACUGGCUAGUGAAUGCAUGUUUCCGCAGUCACUAAAAUUCACCUACAGAGAAAUGAUAGUUAAUGGAAUAGCUCUGUGUUGGGAGAGGUAUGGCAUACUAAUUGCAGUGACAAAUGUAUCUGACUUCAGCUCCAGGUGCUCCUGGUUUGAGCCAUGGUAUUUCAAGACAGAAGACAGCACACCAAAUCCUCAUCCUCUCAAUUUUUAACAGUUUUCAGAAGUGUGGGAUGAAUAGGUUUUCUGUGACAAGCACCUUUCUCUGCCUCUUCCACUCUGAGGGGAUCCAACACUAAGUUUUGUGUCUGUAGUCCAUAACAACACAUCUGGAUUUGGACCUUCUGUGAAUUUACACAAAGUGGAUCUUGUGACACAUGCUUACUUGGGGCAUUUCUACUACUCAGUUACAAUUUGCGAAAGUAAUCUUUUAUGAUAUAUGAAGUGAUAUGUUGUUCACACAAUACUAACAUCAUAAGAAAAUCAUCACUUUGCACAUUUUAUUUAUUCCAGACAGCAAUGAUUUUUCUUUAGUACUUUAAAGUACGCUUUUUUUUCUGGAAGAGAUGUAAGAGAGAAACAGACAAAACAAAGAGUUMGUAAAAUAUUGCAGUUUGCUGAACUAUUGCAAAGAGGAAACAGUGGAGUCACAAAUUCUUCAAGGUGAUCAUCCUGAACCAAGCACCUUCAUUAAUCACAACAUCCAGGGAUGCAGUUACUCUUUUGGCUUGUAAAAUUUGCUCAAGCAAUCUGGAAUGAUUCUUCAAAUACAUUUUUGUAGGCUGGAAAUACAACACARUAAAUGCUGAGUUGACCUGAACAUUCAAAAGCCUUUAAUGAGAAUCACCUACCACCAGAUAGACAAUGUUUCUUAGUUAUUUUGGAGUAGUUGUUUUUGUAAASUGUGUUCUUAAUGUUUGCCUUUUGCUCUUUAGAUUAUUUUUCUUUUUGCUAUUUUCUGUUUGUUUUUUAUCAAUGCAUUGCUCUUUUUACAAGUUCCUUUUGGUAUGAGUUUUUAUGAUUGAAUAAGGUACUGAAGUUUUGCCAUUAACUUUAAGGGUAUCUGGACUGUGCUAUUUUUACAAGUUGGCCACCAAUGCUUUACGAUGAAACAUAAAGAUAAAGUAAGCAUGAGAGAUAAUGAGCAGCCCAAAAGUUUACUGAUUGGGCUCACUUUGUGUACUUAUCAUAGAAAGRGUGCUGGACUCAGGGUAGAUUUGCAUGAAUUUACUGGGUCAGAUAAAUGAAGUCAGUUGCAUAAACAUGGCAGUAUUGGUCUGACUAAACCUAUAACCAGAAAUAAGCAUUAGUCUCCAAUAUGGCCACCCUUGCCUUAUAUAAGAGAUGUGCAUAAUAGCUUUAUUAGUUUAUUUUUCACAGUGAACUUUAGAUAUCAAGUGUACAAUGGAAUGUUUUCAUACACUGCCAAAAUGUACUGGAGGAAAAAUAUACUUUGGUAUUUUAUCUGACAAGAAGCUGUUGUCUAUUUUGUAUGAUAUAUUGCAUUUUUGAAUAAGAACACCACUGUAAUUUAUUGGGAAAAGCUGAUUUAUUUUAUAAAUGUAACAUUAUUUUUGUAAACUUAAUUAUGAAAAAUCAGAAAUGAUUAGUGAUGUCAAGUAUUAAAUUAUAAUGAGAUGUAACUUUAUAUGUUUGAACUCUGAUACCAAGUUUUUGUAUUGAGCAUUUGGAAUUGAAAUGGUUGCUGGAAAUAUUUCAAAUAGACUGUUUUUCAUCAAAGCUCAAUAAAGAAAAAUGAAUG
Messenger RNA from Malurus melanocephalus (red-backed fairy wren), 4675 nucleotides. RefSeq names its product hepatocyte nuclear factor 4 gamma (gene HNF4G). The transcript is spliced from 12 exons. The record is from RefSeq and is a predicted model, not a curated record. Gene Ontology annotation, molecular function: nuclear receptor activity; zinc ion binding; RNA polymerase II cis-regulatory region sequence-specific DNA binding. Gene Ontology annotation, biological process: regulation of transcription by RNA polymerase II; anatomical structure development; cell differentiation. The coding region runs from base 406 to 1629 and encodes 407 amino acids. Lineage: Eukaryota; Metazoa; Chordata; Aves; Passeriformes; Maluridae.